Molecule: messenger RNA, 651 nt
Organism: Triticum turgidum subsp. durum (durum wheat)
Lineage: Eukaryota; Viridiplantae; Streptophyta; Magnoliopsida; Poales; Poaceae
Source: the annotation of a GenBank genome assembly
AUGGAGUUACCCAUUUCCAUGGGAGGCUCUGCUGCGGCAACCAGCCUCGUGAAUCUCAAGAUGGUGAAUCACAAACGCACCAGUGGGCUUGGACCUCAACUUCAGUUUUCGCAUGAUGUACCAUCCUCUGCUUGUCUGAUGAUAUUUAACAAAGAAUGUUCAAAACGAAUCAACUAUAAAGUUUGCAGAGCGCUUCAGGCAGUAUCUCCAGUACAAUGUGCAGAAAAUCCCAUGCAAGCACCGGUAGCCUUUAAAGAUUUUCAUGUUUCUGUGCUUACCGAAGAAGAUGGAGUGAUAGAGACACAGAUACGAGUAACUGUUAGCAGUAAAAUGACGGUUUCUGUCUUUGAGAAAGUCUUAUCAAAGCAUAUUGCCGCGGCACAACCACUUCCAGGAUUUCGGCGAUUGAAAGGAGGGAAAACUCCAAAUGUACCAAAAGAAGUCGCUCUGCACUUGAUUGGACCAUCAAAAGUGAAGAAAGCAGCCAUCAAGAAAAUCAUCAAUCGCGCAGUCGCUGAAUAUGUUGAAAAGGAGAACCUUGACGCGUCGAAGAACCUGAAGGUUCUGCAAAGCUACGAGGAGCUCGAGGCCACGUUCGAACCUGGAAAAGAGUUCUGCUUUGACGCGGCUGUCCAUCUAACAGGAAGCUGA